CUUUGAGUGCUUAACCUGAUUAACCGUCAGUUUGUUAACCAACGAUCAAAACCCGCCAAUGUUAGUUCAUGCUCCAUUCUUAUUCUUCAUAAUUAAGAUUUUGAAAAUAAAAAAAAUCAGAAAGAAAAAAACAAAGAAAAGAGUGAAGCAUUAGUUUCAACAAUGGAUUGGCUUGCCAUAAGAAGGUGCUGGAGAAGCCCUGCAAAUUUAAGAGUUAUUGGCUUACUCUUGCUGGGUCAACUAGUUUCCUUCUCUCUUGCUCUCACUAGCCUCACUUCUUCUCUCAUAGCCGGAUUUGGUGUUGAUGCACCUUUAACUCAGAGCCUGUUUACCUAUGCAUCUUUAGCUUUGGUUUAUGGAAGCAUACUUCUCUAUAGGCACCACAAACCUCUGGUUUCUUGGUAUUGGUAUCUACUAUUAGGCUUUGCUGAUGUUCAGGGGAAUUAUUUGGUUAACAAAGCAUUUCAGUAUUCAUCCAUUACUAGUGUGACAUUACUGGACUGUUGGACAAUACCAUGGGCAAUUUUAUUCACAUGGUUCUUCCUAGGCACAAGAUAUUCACUAUGGCAGUUAGGUGGUGGAGCCCUCUGUGUGCUGGGUCUCUGUUUGGUGAUACUUUCUGACACUUGGGUUGGUGGUGGAGGUGGCUCAAUACCUAUAUUGGGUGAUGUGCUUGUGAUUGGAGGGACAGUUUUCUAUGCAAUAAGCAAUGUUGGUGAGGAAUUUUGUGUUAAGAACAAAGAUCGCAUUGAAGUUGUUUCCAUGAUUGGUGUUUAUGGAAUGUUGGUGACAAUUGUUGAAGUAUCUUUCAUAGAAUUGAGGACUCUGGAAUCUGUCAAAUGGUCUGCAGACAUUGUACUUGCUUUUGCUGGUUAUGCAUUGUCAACCUUCACGUUUUAUACACUUACUCCUUUUGUUUUAAAGUUGAGCGGAGCAACAAUGUUUAAUCUUUCUCUUCUAACGUCUGAUUUGUGGGCAGUGGUUUUCAAAAUCUUCUUAUAUCACCAUAAGGUGGAUUGGUUGUACUUCUUAUCUUUUGCACUUGUUGUUAUUGGCCUCAUCAUUUAUUCUACAACAGAGAAGGAUUCUACACCUGCAUUAUCAGCAACAGAGGAUGGGAAUGUGGACACAGAAUACCAAAUACUUGAUGACGAAAUUAGCACAACAUCUGCAACUGGUUCAUGAGGGAAAGUCACAUUUUACAAUUGGAAGUGGAAAAUACAACUCGUAUGAUUUGUAAUCUAUAGUUUAGGCUGAAUUUCAUAAUGUGCUUCUUGAGGCACAACUCAUCUACAAAAAAAAUGAGUAAAACUAAAACAUACAGUAUAACAAACAAUCACAAAUAUAAAAUUAAAGAUUUUUAAUGUGGUUUGAUCACAAA
Molecule: messenger RNA, 1381 nt
Organism: Lotus japonicus
Lineage: Eukaryota; Viridiplantae; Streptophyta; Magnoliopsida; Fabales; Fabaceae
Exons: 11
Coding region: 163-1185 (340 amino acids)
Biological process (GO): transmembrane transport
Cellular component (GO): membrane
Molecular function (GO): transmembrane transporter activity
Source: RefSeq, a predicted model, not a curated record